This is a messenger RNA of Arachis stenosperma, 945 nucleotides long. RefSeq names its product auxin-induced protein PCNT115-like. The coding region runs from base 150 to 560 and encodes 136 amino acids. The transcript is spliced from 2 exons. Gene Ontology annotation, cellular component: cytoplasm. Lineage: Eukaryota; Viridiplantae; Streptophyta; Magnoliopsida; Fabales; Fabaceae. The record is from RefSeq and is a predicted model, not a curated record.
UAUUAUAGAUGUAUAAUAUACGAAUUAUGAAGUGUGAGCUGCUUUUUAGUUGAGAAGUGAGAGACAUUCACAAAGCUUCUUCAUUCAGCUUCUUCUAUAUAUUCUGAUCACUGAUAUCAUAGUGUUACUACCAUCUUCACAUCACAAAAAUGGCUAAAGUUGGAAGAAUGAAGCUGGGAUCACAGGGCUUGGAGGUGUCUCAGCAAGGACUUGGUUGCAUGGGAAUGUCUGCUGUCUAUGGACCUCCAAAACCAGAGCCUGACAUGGUUGCUCUCAUUCACCAUGCUGUUCAAAGUGGGGUCACAUUCCUUGACACUGCUGAUGUUUAUGGCCCUCACACCAAUGAAAUUCUAAUUGGAAAGGCUUUGAAGGGAGGGCUGAGAGAGAAGGUUGAAUUGGCAACCAAGUUUUCAAUCAAUUUUAUUGAGGAUGGGAAGUUUGAGAUCCAUGGAGAUCCAAAAUAUGUGAGAGCUUCCUGUGAAAGAAGCUUGAAGACACUUGACAUUAAUUGCAUUGAUCUCUAUUUCCAGCACAGAGUUGAUACUGCAAGAAAUAAAUAAAUAAAUUUCAAAAGAGGAACUGCAAGAAAAAUGGUGCAGUCCAUCCAUAACUACCACAGAUGGGGCCCUUUCUAAAAGUGCAGCACUGCUAGCAGCAGCUGCGGAAAUUUUUUCUUAUUGUAGGCUGCCACAACCACAAAGUUCUGUUUCAGUUUGCACUCAAAAGAUUUCUCACAAACACAAAGGAUAAGUAUAUAGUACUAUGUUGUAACACAGAAAAUUGAAUAGAAACACUAUAAUGCAAAAAAUCUAUAAUGGCCAUAACAUAAUUACCUAACUCACCCUAACCAUUCCUUAUUACUAAAAUGCAAAAGUACCUGCCUCCACAAUAUUUGCCAUAUGCACUUCAGAUUUUUAGCAUAGUAAUUGUUGUUACCAUAACCAC